AUGUGGUCGAACCUUCACGGAAAACCACGGCGGACGCGGGUCAGCGCUCGACUCCUCGAAGAUCAUCCUUCUCGAUCUGGCCGAUGCAUUCUGUCCCGACGCGGUCGCGUGUUGGCGAGGGAUGCGGCAGGGAAGGAGGCGGCAGCAGCAAGGUGCAGGUGCAAGUGCAACCUUCACGCCAACAGCUGCGUGUUUGACAAAGAGAAGCUGAGCUGCGAGUGCGAGCACAACACCACCGGGCCCGACUGUGGCCGCUGUAAGAGGAACUACCAGGGCCGGGCCUGGAGCGCCGGCUCCUACCUGCCUAUCCCUAAAGGCACUGCAAAUAUAUGUGUCCCUAAUAACAUUGGUCCAGUUAUGCGGCCGAAUGUCUCGUCCCUAGGUGUCGCUAACCGAAAAGAAGAGUGUAAAUGUGAUCCCUCGGGAUCAGUCAGUGAUCGCUGUAAUGGCACGGGAUAUUGUAUAUGUAAGGAGGGCACCACGGGCUCUAAGUGUCGCCAGUGUCUGCCCGGCUAUAUGUGGGACCAUGGCUGCAAAUCUCGGGUGUGCGACAACGAGCUCAUGCGCUGCCAAAACGGCGGCGCCUGCGUCAACAACGUCCGCUGCAGCUGCCCGCCGGCCUACGCCGGCCUGCUGUGCGAGAGGCGGCGCUGCGAGACGGAGCUGGGAGGUUGCCGGGGCACCGACUCCGGCGCCGCCGGGCCUCCGCCCUGCGCCGUGGAUUCACCGCUGCUCCUCAUCCUCCUCCUGGGCUCGACGCUGCUCUGAAGAGACCUGGUGGGAAGCGAUUAACCCCCCUGCUGACACACACACACACACACACACACACACACACACACACACACACACACACACACACACACAUCCCUCCUUUGAUUAAUUAACAAUCAUGAGCUUUGUGGACCAUAGCCGCUUCUUUUCUGAGCAGCCUCGACGAACACUGACGAUGUGAAAAAGGAAUGUGCCACACGAAUGAGUGCAAAAACUUUUGAAUUGAAUAUCAAAGAAUAUAUAUAUAUAUAUGUAUAUAUGUAUGUAUAAAAAUACAACAUAUGGACCAUAUUAAAAGAGCGCAAAGGACAAUGACACGUCCCCACCUCCCUCCUCCAUCCCCUCUUAGGCCACACGGGUGCUUGAGCUCCAUCCUCUUGGAAGACGACCGUCCUCUCAUCGCCACGGCAACAACAGCUGCAGCCAAUCGGCUCUCUUUGGCAAGGCCCCCCCCCCUGUGGGACGCUCCUGUGAGUUUAAUGUCGGCCGGACUUGUUGGGGAAGACAAAUCAAAGACAUAUUUCCCUGGGCUUCUCCGGAUAUGUUCGUGAGAGAACGCGCGUUCUUUGCUGUCAGUGCAUUGUGGAUCAAAGGAAACCUGUGCGGACUUUGCGUACGCACAAACUUUCCGGCUCGCCCUCGCCCCGACCCAUCAUGCCGCCACUGACCUGUGCUUGUGUGAACGUCACUCUGUAAAAAAAGUUUUUAAAAAAUUUAAAAAAAUGAAUAUUUAUUUUAUUUUGGUCCGCCGUCAUCUUGGUUCUUUUCCAUUCUCGAGCCGCAGCGCUCGCUUUCACCCCCGCUCAAAGGACAGUCGAUUAAUGUAUUUGCCAAAAAAAAACCAACAACAACUAGUAAUGUCGUCCUUUUUUGUACCUUUGCUGAACUGUGAUGAAAAGAAGGCAACGUUGAUGUGUUCUAUACCACGUUCCGAAAUGCACACUUUUGUUUGUCCAUUCCGUUUGAGUAGGUCAUUUUCCUUUGCAUUGGCAACGUGCUGGCAUCAAAGAAUAUCAAGUCGACGUACGGUAUCGACGAAGUGUAUUUCAAUCCCACCAAAGGACAUCGUCAAUGUUACGUUCUCGCUUUGACACUUGGAAGAUUUGAGUGAAUA
Entelurus aequoreus (snake pipefish) is the source of this 1885-nucleotide messenger RNA. RefSeq names its product netrin-G1-like. The transcript has 6 exons. The record is from RefSeq and is a predicted model, not a curated record. The coding region runs from base 1 to 768 and encodes 255 amino acids. Gene Ontology annotation, molecular function: cell-cell adhesion mediator activity. NCBI's taxonomy places the organism in Eukaryota, Metazoa, Chordata, Actinopteri, Syngnathiformes, Syngnathidae.